AUGUCGUCCUCGGAGAUUCUGCGGCCGACGACCGAGGCUGCGGCCAAGGCUGCGCUUGCCCAGGCCGGCCCUGUGGUGGUCCACUUUGGGGCGGCGUGGUGCGGCCCGUCGAGCCAGAUGGAGGCUGUGGUCCACACUGUCCCUGCAGAGAACGUGACCCAUGUGCGGGUCGAGGCCGAGGACGUGCCGGGCCUCUCGCUUGCGCACAACGUGGUCUCGGUCCCCACCUUUGUCGUCUUUCUUGCCGGCAAGGAGGUCGCCCGGCUGGAGGGCGCAAACGCCCCGGCCCUCGUCCGCAUCAUCAACGAGGCCAACGCCAUGAGUGCUACCAGCGGUGCGGGCAGCGCUGCGCCUGCGGGCGGCGCGGGCAGUGCUGCGCCUGCGGGCGGCGCGGCGAGCUCCGAGGAGGCGGCCAAGGCUGCGGCCAAGGAAAAGAAGAAGCUCGAGCGGCGGAUGCAGGGAAUCAUCGACUCGGCGCCGGUGGUGCUGUUCAUGAAGGGUGAGCCGAGUGCGCCGCAGUGCGGGUUCUCUCGCAAGGCGAUUGGUCUGCUGCAGAGCGUGGACGUGGGCGGUGCGCCGGUCGACUUUGCCUCGUUUGACAUCCUCUCAGACCCGGCGGUCCGGCAGGGCCUCAAGACCUACUCCAACUGGCCGACCUUCCCGCAGCUGUACAUCUCGGGCAAGCUUGUGGGCGGGCUCGACAUCAUGGCCGAGCUCGCCGAAGAUGACGAGCUUGCGCCGAUGAUUGCUGCGGCGUACGCCAAGCGCGACGCGCUCAACGCCCGGCUCGCCGAGCUCAUCGCCUCGCAUCCGGUCAUGGUCUUCAUCAAGGGCACGCCCGACGAGCCGCGCUGCGGCUUCUCGCGCAAGAUGGUGACGCUGCUCAAUUCGACAGGCAUCACCUACGGCUCGUUCGACAUCCUCUCCGACGACGACGUCCGCCAAGGCCUCAAGACCUACUCCAACUGGCCGACCUUCCCACAGCUCUACGCCCACGGCAAGCUCAUCGGCGGCAAUGACAUUGCCCACGAGCUUGCCGAGGAUGGCGAGCUGGAGGCUGCACUUGCUCCUCCCUCGUAA
Messenger RNA from Thecamonas trahens ATCC 50062, 1080 nucleotides. RefSeq names its product glutaredoxin 3. The transcript has a single exon. The record is from RefSeq and is a predicted model, not a curated record. The coding region runs from base 1 to 1080 and encodes 359 amino acids. NCBI's taxonomy places the organism in Eukaryota, Apusomonadida, Apusomonadidae.